AUGGAUUUGGAAAAGGGUCGGCCGCGCUCCAAAGGCAUGAGCACUUUAGAGAAAUGCCUGAUCUUCCUGUUUGUGGCCAUGACCGGCACCUGCAUCGGCCUGGUGGUCGUCUACUUUGUUGAGAAAGAUGCUUCCGAUUCCAGCACUGAAGGUCUGGCCUCCGGGUGUGGAGGACCCCAAGAGCUCUCUGGAGAGACUGGCACCUUCACCAGCUGGAAUUACCCAAACAGCUAUGACAACGGGAAGAGCUGCUCCUGGCACAUCACUGUGGACCCAGACAAGGUCAUCUCCUUGUGGUUUGAAGACUUUGCUUUAGAAGACACCAAACUCUGCACAGCUGACUUCAUCACGCUUCGGGAUUCAAUGGGAAUCAUUGGCAAGUACUGUGGCUACGAGAAACCCAAGCCCAUCGUCUCGCUGACCAACCGCCUCACCAUCUUCUUCGACACCAACGACCGGAAAACCGACCAAGGAUUCAAGGCUGUUUUCAAAGCGGUGUCCCCUGAAAGCACAGCAGAAAUAGCCGGGGCCGGUGGCUUUCUUCAAGGUGAGCAGGGGAAUCUGAUGACCCCCGGCUCUCCGGGACAGAACUACGAGAACGGAGCUUUGUACCAGUGGAAAAUCACGGUUCCUCAAGGGGAACGUGUUCGUCUGACCUUCACCUCAUUUGACCUGGUUCCAGAGGUCUGUGGAGACUUUGUUCAGGUCUACGGUGGCUCCUCUCUUUUGGGUAAAUUCUGCGGCCGAUCCGUGCCCAAGCCUUUGGUGUCCGACACCAACACAAUGACAGUCCGAUUCAAAUCAGACAGCAGCUUGACUUCCAGGGGAUUCACAGCAACAUAUCAAAAGUCCAGCCUGCCUCCCGUUGUCAUUCCCACGACUACAAAACCACCGGCGACCACAACAACCAGGCCCACAACAGCGUCUACCCUGCCUUCUGCUUCAACCACCGGAGGCAGCGGGCCUAUUAUUGUCACGGGUCGCAAGGGGGUGAUCCAUUCGGAGGGCUUCCCGAACGCUUACCCUGCGCACCAGAACAUUGUAUGGAAGAUCACAGUGUCGAGAGGCUUCCUGGUGAAGCUCCAGUUCACUGACUUGGCCAUCCCAGGGGAGACGGGACAAUGCAAGGAGGACAAACUGAUCGUCUCGGAUCGAUACAGCACACUUGGAACCCACUGUGGUUACAUCAUUCCUCCGGUGGUGGUCAGCGCCACAGACACGAUGACGCUCACCUUCCAGUCAGACAGUCGCUUCACAGAUCGAGGAUUCUCUGUCAGGUGGGAGGAGGUGUAUCCUGAAGACAUUGGAGAAAUCCAAGGAUGUGGAUUCUCCUCCAAAGAGCAAACAGGCGUGAUCAAGUCUACAAACUGGCCCAUGAACUAUAAAGCCAAUAGCGAGUGCAUGUGGAACAUUGCGGUGCCUUUAGGGAAGAAAAUCACGCUGACGUUCACCCACUUUGACCUGGAGGGGAAGGACAUCCUGACGUCCAGAUGCUUCGACAACAUCGUGGUUUAUGAUAUCAGUUCUUUAACCGGCAACUUGAAUAAGAAACAUGGUCCACUUUGUGGCAGUAAAAUUCCGGCUGCUAUCCAGAGCAGAGGCAACAGGAUGGUGAUACGGUUCCACUCUGACUUGUUCACGGAGGGUAAAGGCUUCAGGGCGUACUGGAGUACAAACCCCAGCCUGCCCGCUCCGACUGAACCACCCACUCCACCAAAUCCUUGGGACGAAGUAGAAAUCGACUGGCCUGCUACCUGCGGCAAACCUGCAAUUCCCCCAGCUGUCAUGACUCGCAUUGUCAACGGAGAGCCAGCCACGCCUCACUCUUGGCCCUGGCAGGUGUCAAUGCAGGUCUGGCCAGCCAGUCGUCCUGAGCCCACUUUUUUCCACACGUGUGGCGGCACUCUCAUUCACAAGAACUGGGUUCUGACUGCGGCCCACUGCUUCAUCAACUAUGCUGAUGAGCUCCAGCGCUGGCGCAUGUGUUUGGGCAAACACAAUCUGACCUACACAGAGGCCAGCGAGCGCUGCUUAAGUGUCUCCGCAAUCUACCGCCACGAGGGCUUCAAGUACCCCACUGUGCCCACAGUGGAGUUUGACAUUGCCUUGAUCAGGCUUGAUGGGGAAGUGUCUCCCAGUAAUGAGAUUUCUUUCGCCUGCCUCCCCUCCGAAGAGGAAGUCCUGGCCGGAGGAAAGAAGUGCUACGCCACCGGCUGGGGAGAUGAAACUGGUGAUUCGCUAAAUGCCAAAGUAGCUGAGGCUCUAAACCAGGUGGCUUUACCUGUCGUUCCCUUUGACACCUGCAAGAGGAUGGAUUACUGGUGGUUCCAGGUCAAAACCUCCAUGAUCUGCUGCGGUUACACCCUUCCUGAUGAGCUCAAGUCCGUCUGCCAGGGUGACUCUGGGGGUCCUCUUGUGUGCCAGGACACCCCGACCUCGCCGUGGGAAGUUCACGGAAUCACAAGCUUUGGCCCCAUCGGUUGCAUCAUGAACAAGAAGCCCUCGGUGUUCACACGCUCCUCAGCCUACCUUCCCUGGAUACGGAACAUCAUACGCAGGGACAUCUACAACGAGAAGACAUCCGGCUGUGGAGGGCCCAAAGACGUGACUGGCACUGAAGGCACCCUGUCCUCCAUGGGUUACCCCGGCAGCUACAGCAACAAAGCGCGCUGCCAGUGGCACAUCCGGGUGCCGGUGGGAAAACUGGUCCAUUUUCAGUUCCUGAAUUUCUCCCUGGAGGAAAGCCAGAUGUGCUUAAACGACAAGGUCCAAAUCUCUGAUGGGACAGGGUCUCUCGGCACAUACUGUGGGACCAACCCUCCGAAAGCCCUGGUCAGUGAUGGAGAAACUCUGAGUCUCAGUUUCACUUCCAAUGAUCGAGUUGUGGAUUCGGGAUUUGCUGCCAUCUGGAGGGCAGUGGAUCCAUCAGAGGCUCCUUGUGGGGGAAGUUUCAGCUCCCUGAACGGUGACUUCACAACCCCCAACUGGCCCAAAGACUAUGAUGCUCAGUCUGUCUGCACAUGGCGUAUAAACAUCCCAUCAGCCACAAACAUCCACAUAGUCUUCACUCACUUUGAGCUGCAGGCAGUAAACGUGUUGGGGAACUGUGUGGACUACGUGGAGGUCUUCAACGGAGCCACCAUGGCCUCCGCAGGUCGCUACUGUGGAUUUGCCCCUCCACCCAAACUCACCAUCGCCAGCACCACAGUGGUCAUUCGCUUCCUCAGCAAUCAGGCAAACCAGCAAAUGGGUUUCCGUGGUUACUGGACCACUGACGACAAAGUGAUCCCCACUUUGGCCCCAGCACCCGCGAAUCCCUGGGACAACAUAACUAUCACUGCCGGCGCCCCGUCCAAGUGGGAGGUUCACGGCAUCGUCAGCUUUGGACCGCAGGGCUGCAUUAAAGACAAGAAGCCCUCAGUGUUCACCCGCGUGUCGGCCUUCAGCGACUGGAUACAUGACAACAUGAAAAAGUUCAUUUAUGACAGCGGCAAACCAUAA
Synchiropus splendidus (mandarinfish) is the source of this 3501-nucleotide messenger RNA. RefSeq lists its product as uncharacterized. The coding region runs from base 1 to 3501 and encodes 1166 amino acids. The record is from RefSeq and is a predicted model, not a curated record. Gene Ontology annotation, biological process: proteolysis. Lineage: Eukaryota; Metazoa; Chordata; Actinopteri; Syngnathiformes; Callionymidae. Gene Ontology annotation, molecular function: serine-type endopeptidase activity. The transcript has 21 exons.